Molecule: messenger RNA, 1986 nt
Organism: Lodderomyces oxycetoniae
Lineage: Eukaryota; Fungi; Ascomycota; Pichiomycetes; Serinales; Debaryomycetaceae
Product: HAL5
Exons: 1
Coding region: 1-1986 (661 amino acids)
Biological process (GO): protein phosphorylation; intracellular signal transduction
Cellular component (GO): cytosol
Molecular function (GO): ATP binding; protein serine/threonine kinase activity
Source: RefSeq, a predicted model, not a curated record
AUGGGAUUGUUUAGAACAAGCAAACGGUCACGACUGCCAUCAGACAGUCUAGUUGCUGAACAUGUCAUAUCUAUUUCUUCUAGUGAAUCGGUAAAGUCAACCUCAUCUGGCGGUGGUAAAAUCAAAUCGCUAUUUAGUAAAGGAAGAAAACGAGGUAGUUCUGUGAACAGUAUAGACUCAGAAGUGCAAAAAGGCACUCCACUGCAUUGUGUAUCAUAUAAUAUCGAACCUCCGAAACUGCCGUCUCGUCUUGGAAAUGCUAAAGAUCAUAACUAUAAGAAAAGAGUCAGUACAAUUAUAGAGAAUAAUUAUAGUGAUGGAGAUGGCAAUUCGGUUGACGAACUGGAAAAUGGAAGCGAGGUGGAUAGCUUUGAUUCUGAGUUGGAGGAGGAGGACGACGACGACGACGACGAGGAAGAGGAAGAGGAAGAUCAUCUUCAUCCACUCAAACCAAAGUAUGGUUCGAGCCGUUAUGACUUGGGUCAACAGUUGUCUACGAUAAUGGGCUAUUGUGGUUUGAAAAGAGACUCUGCACAUUCAGCUGAACAGGCAAACAAUGAAAGUAAGAAAACGUACUCUUUAUUGGAUCCAAACACAAAGAUACGAAAAAUUUCCUUGUCUGCUCAAAGAUCCGAAUCCGUGAUUGGCGAAUACCAAAUCCGUUUGAUCAGAAAUUUGACUUUGAAACUACAAAAAUUGAUGACUCAAAAUGUCUGGGCGCUUUUGGAGCGAGAAAAAUCUCUUUAUCAACGGUAUGGAGUUGUACGUGAUGUGAUUGGCAAAGGAACCUAUGGUAUAAUUAAGGUAGUUGACCCAAACACAAAUGGGUCGAACGGGUCCGGUUCUGACGACAAAGUUGUUGGUAAGAUUGUAAACAAUAUGGAUAAAACACUAUACGCUGUAAAAGAGCUAGCACGAAAAAAAGAUGAGAAGAUUGACCUUUACAUACAGAGAAUUUUAUCCGAGUUUGUUAUUUCUUCAACACUAAACAAUAAGCACAUAAAUGAGUCAUUUGACUUAAUGGGAACCAAGGUUGAAUCGGGCUUGAAAAUCAGCCAAGUGAUGCAGUGCAGCCGAGGAGGCGAUUUGUUUUCCUAUAUUUUAACAGGUUCCGAUGUAAACAAUAAUCCUGUUACCGACAUGUCCUUGUAUGAGGUUGACUGCUUUGCUAAACAGAUAGCUAAGGGCUUAAAAUAUAUGCACUCUCAUGGUGUAUCGCACUGCGACCUCAAAUUGGAAAACAUCUUAUUGAGCUAUGAAAACUGCUGCAACAACAAGUCUUCUUGUGCUACCAAAAUCCUUUUGAAAUUGAGUGAUUUUGGCAAGUCAUUUGUAUUCCGAUCAGAAAUGGAUAAAGCCGAGCAAAUGUUGAGUGGCUCACAGGGACUAAUUGGAUCUCAACCUUAUAUUUCACCUGAAGAAUUUGUAGCAGUAAAAACAAACCAGCAGUAUUCUUCAGUUAAAAAGGAUAUUUGGGCCUUUGGAAUACUUGUUUUGGUGCUAUUAAAUGUGCGAAGGCAUUAUUAUAGGGGCUCCAGUCAUUUUAUCCGACGAGGAGACGGACUUGUAGCAAGUGAUGGGUCUGACAACACUGGCGCGGGGUACUUGUGGAAAACAACGGAGUUGAAGUACAAUGCGAACGGUAAGAAUCGAGAAUUCAAAGACAAAGUUUUCAAUGAAUACACACAGAAGCGGUUGAUUGCUGAUUACCAUUCUAGUUCCAAAGAAUGGACCAUCAACAGGGAGGCGAGCUUCCCACCUAUUGAUGACAUCUGCCAACUAGUGAACACAGAAGAUUUUGAUAAAGACACGAGUAGCGACGAAAGCGUGCAGUCUAUAAAGAACAACCGUGACGGUGAUGAUGAACUUGACGAAUUAAGAGUAAUGAUUAUUUACAAAUUACUUGAUAUGAACCCAGCUACAAGGAUGUCAAUGGACGAGUUCCUCAAAAGUGACUGGAUGACCGCAACAGAAGCAUGUUUUUGA